Vespa velutina is the source of this 1767-nucleotide messenger RNA. Its product is annotated as histone-lysine N-methyltransferase SETMAR-like. The coding region runs from base 226 to 639 and encodes 137 amino acids. Lineage: Eukaryota; Metazoa; Arthropoda; Insecta; Hymenoptera; Vespidae. The record is from RefSeq and is a predicted model, not a curated record. The transcript has a single exon.
UGUGUGUGCGUGUGUGUGUAUAUAUAUAUAUAUAUAUGUAUUAGGGUGUCCCAUAAGUUUUUUCCGCGCCACGCUCUGUAUGACCUCGAACCGGCUAUGUUAGUAAACAUGUAGGUUUAUCUAUUGUCUGUUUAUGGCAUCAAUUUCAGUCGUCUCACAGCUCUUUCAAAGUACGUGUCGUUUCUGACUAAGUCUCUUUUAAAAUCCUUUUCUACGCCGUUCAAUAUGGAUAGCCAAAAGAAGCAUUUGCGGCAUGUUAUGCUUCAUUACUUUAAAAAAGGUAAUAGUACAAAGGACACUAGAGAAGAGAUUUGCACCGUUUAUGGGAGUUAUACCACGACUAUUAGAACCGUCUGCAAUUGGUUUAAGAAAUUUAGAGCUGGCAAUUUUGAUUUGAAAGAUGAAGAACGCAGCGGCCGCCCAGCAACGACGGAUACGGAUCUCAUCAAGAGUAUGCUAGCUGAAAAUCUGCGAUAUAAUGUGUGCGAGAUAGUGGAUGCCACUAACAUUCCCAGGACAACGGUACAUAAUCAUGUCAUCAAGAUGGGAUAUGUGAAUCGGUAUGAAGUUUGGGUUCCACGCCAAUUGACGGAGACCGACCUUAUGAACCGUGCCUCUACGUGCGAUUUGCCUCUUUAGCAACAUGAAAAAAAUUCUUUUUUAAAGAGGCUUGUCACUGGAGACGAGAUUUGGAUUUUAUAUUAAAAUGUGCAUCGAAAAUGCACAUUUUGUCUAAGGAAAAUCAAUCUUCAACUGUUGCGAGGCCAAGACUUCAUCCGAAGAAAGUUCUUUUGUACAUUUGGUGGGACUGGAAAGGUGUAGUAUAUUACGAGCUCUUUCCACAAGGUGAAACGAUCAAUUCUGCAAAAUAUUGCAAUCAACUUGAUAAAUUGAAAGCUGCCAUAGCCGAAAAACGACCAGAAUUUAUGAAAUGACGAGGUAUCGUUUUUCGUUACAACAACGCAAGACCGCAUGUUCCGUUGCCCAUAAGACAGAAACUCUUACAGUUCGAUAGGGACGUUCUACCUCAUCCUCCGUACUCCCCAGACCUUGCUCCAUUCGAUUAUUACUUGUUUCUCUCGUUAAAAAAAUUCUCUCCGCGAUAAAUGUCACAAAUUCAAAAGCGAAAUAAAAACGCACCUCGAUGAAUAUUUUGCAAGUAAGUCUCAAUAAUUUUGGAAAGAGGCAUAAUGAGGCUUCCUGAGAGAUGGAAGAAGGUAAUAGAGCAGAAUAGUUCACAUAUAAUAUAGUUAAUCAACUUUAAACAACAAAUAUCGUCUAUUGAUUUCGCAUUAAAAAAAAGGAAAAAACUUAUGGGACACCCUAAUAUAUAUAUAUAUAUAUAUAUAUACAUACACCAAACUAAUUCCAAUGUACGAGUUAUUUUACGUUGGAGGAUAUAAUAUGAUAUAUUGUUCUUUUCUGAUUGAUUUUAUAUCUACUUUAUAUUACAUGUAAUUUAAAUUAUUAUUGUUAUUUAUAAGAGAAUGAUCGUUGUGUAUUUUACAUUGUAUAAAAAUCAGUAUUUAUCUCGUCGACUAUCUCGACGAAUUUUUCGAUAAAUUUAAAAAAUUUUUUGUUCAUUAAAAAGAAAUUAUCAUUUUUAAUCGUUUCUCGAUAUCGUCGUGCGUUAAAAAGCAUAUAUUGCGUCAGCAUAGUUCCGUCGAUACGAAGUAUUAUUAGUAUAUUUACAUACGUUAUUUAUAAAAAUACCAUCGAGGAUUAGAGGAAAGCAGCGUAUGUAUUGUAAAUAAUUUUUUUUCGUUU